AUGUUGACGGCGAUCCAUGCCGCCCGACCACCAGACUCGCUCAAGGCGAGGGACGGAGACUCCACCGCCGCCGCCGCCGCGACGGCCACAACCACCUCCCUCCCACCGUCGUCCACCGUGACGAACACCCCCAUAAAUCCCACCAGCACGGGCAGCCAACUGACACUGCCCUCUGGCACGAUUGUCGCGCUCGGCCUCGGCUUUGUCGCCGCCGCCAUCUGUGUCGUGCUCACGACAAUCUUGCUCCGCAUCCUCCAGGUCCGCCGCGCCGCCCGCAGUGCACGCACCCGCGGCGAGCAGAUCACCUACCGCCAGAUGUGGCAGCGGUGGGGUGGCUGGUGGGGGCUCAUGUUUGCCCAGACGGACGAUCUGCACAGCAGAGGGCUGUAUGGCGGAAGAAGGAUACGUAUCAAGGUCAAGCAUCUCGAGACGCCCAUCAUGUGGGAAAUCCCACUGCAGACGACAGAGGACCCCCAGGAGUGGUUCGACUAUCAGACUGCGCAGCCCCUCUCCGCAUCGCCUUACCACAUUUCGAAAGAAGACGACGACGUGGCAUUCAGCGUAUUGGUCCUGAUGCCCACCCCACCAAAGGAAGAGGGACAAGAACGAGAUGUCACAGACACACAUCGCAGCAGCAGCAACGGCGGCGACGACGACGACGAGCUCGAGCUGGAUCUCCCAGACAUCAUGCUGGGCACGACACACGUCACCCCUUCGACCACGCUCGUGGACGCCGGCAUCGAGAUUGACAAGCCCGACGACAUCGAGGUCGAAGAGCUCGAGUACGCCCCCGGCCCAACGCUGAUCACGCCGCUCCAAGCGGCCAUGUAUGCUGAGAGGCGGAGGUCGGCGUGGCCGCUCACCUGGGGACUGGACGGCGGGCGACCGGGAAUUUAG
Molecule: messenger RNA, 897 nt
Organism: Apiotrichum porosum
Lineage: Eukaryota; Fungi; Basidiomycota; Tremellomycetes; Trichosporonales; Trichosporonaceae
Exons: 2
Coding region: 1-897 (298 amino acids)
Source: RefSeq, a predicted model, not a curated record